Molecule: messenger RNA, 1463 nt
Organism: Malaya genurostris
Lineage: Eukaryota; Metazoa; Arthropoda; Insecta; Diptera; Culicidae
Gene: Fmo-1
Product: senecionine N-oxygenase
Exons: 3
Coding region: 104-1396 (430 amino acids)
Molecular function (GO): flavin adenine dinucleotide binding; N,N-dimethylaniline monooxygenase activity; NADP binding
Source: RefSeq, a predicted model, not a curated record
CGAAUACUGUGAAUGAAAGGAUCUACCGGAGAGAAACAUAAUCAGUCAGUUGUGUGCAGUUAAUGAAGUGAUACUGAAUAGUGAAACCCAAGAUCUUGCUAGAAUGGUGAAUGAAGCACAGGACAAAAAUAACGAAAAGCGCACUUAUUGCGUGAUCGGAGCCGGAACGGCUGGCCUUUGCGCGGCUCGUCACGCUCUACAAUCCGGUGGUGAUGUUACCGUAUUUGAAAUGGCCAAACAGCUCGGUGGUACAUGGGUAUUCAACGAGCAGGUGGAUAAAAACGAGUACGGCAUCGAUGUGCACUCAAGCAUGUAUAAAGGUUUGCGAACUAACCUACCGAAGGAAAUCAUGGGAUAUCCAGAUUUCCCAAUUCCAGAUCAGGACAGCAGCUAUAUACCGGCGGAAGAUAUGCUUAAAUUCUUUCAAUUAUUUUCUGAUAGUUUCGGAAUUACGGAGAACAUCAAAUUCAACCACUACGUAAUACGAGUAAAACCAACAAAGGACGAGAAACAAUGGGAAGUAAUUGUUCGUGAUUGUCCCAACGAUAAAAUGGAUACUUACUGUUUUGACUACGUACUGAUAUGUAAUGGUCACUACCAUACACCAAAGCUACCUAAUUAUCUGGGUACGAAUAGGUACAAAGGAAAACAAAUGCACAGUCACGAUUAUCGAUGCAAUGAUUCUUUUGUUGGCGAAACCGUUCUGGUCAUCGGUGCUGGUCCUUCUGGGAUGGAUCUUGCACAUGAAAUCUCAAAGAAGUCCGACCGUGUUACAUUAAGUCACCAUCUAAAGGAUAAACCGAAGGCAAGCUUUUCGAAAAAUGUUACAUUGAAACCGGAUGUAGCUCAGUUGACGGAAACUGGAGCCAUUUUCGUGGACGGAACAUCUCAGGAUUUUAGUAUCAUCUGCUACAGCACUGGUUACAGAUACACGUUCCCCUUCCUAAGCUGUGACUGUGGAAUUAUGGUAGAAGAUAAUUACAUCCAGAAGCUUUACAAACACUGCAUCAACAUCCGCUAUCCAUCAAUGGCGUUUAUUGGGCUACCUUAUUAUGUUUGUGCCGCUCAAAUGAUGGAUCUACAAGCUAGAUUCUGUAUAAAAUUUUUCAGUGGUACCAAACAGCUCCCAUCGAAGCAAGACAUGGAGGAAGACACCAAUUCCGAAAUGGAAGAACGCUGGCGACGUGGUUUGAAGAAACGACAAGCUCAUAUGAUGGGACCUCAUGAAGAUCGCUACUACGAUGAUUUGGCCUCAACAGCGGAAGUGGAUCCCAUCAAACCUGUUGUAAAGAAACUACACAAGUUGUGUGCUCUCCGAUUCAGUGAAGAUUUAGUCAAUUUUAGAAAUGACAAAUUUCGAAUCGUGGAUGACGAGACUUACGUAAAGAUAAAUUAAAUGAGGGAGAGUUACGAACUAGGUACUAUUUAUAUUAGUAGCCUAAAUAAAUUUGGUGGCCGGAAUA